Messenger RNA from Sorghum bicolor (sorghum), 3197 nucleotides. Its product is annotated as long-chain-alcohol oxidase FAO2. Gene Ontology annotation, molecular function: flavin adenine dinucleotide binding; long-chain-alcohol oxidase activity. The record is from RefSeq and is a predicted model, not a curated record. Bases 794 to 3115 code for a protein of 773 amino acids. Lineage: Eukaryota; Viridiplantae; Streptophyta; Magnoliopsida; Poales; Poaceae. The transcript is spliced from 2 exons.
UCAACUAGGAGGAUCCCGCGCGUUGACACGAAUAUGAAGGAGAAAUAUAAAUACUUCAUUGUACUUUAUCGAGUUAUCUCUAUAUAAUUUGAUUAUUAGUAGUCAGUUUUCGAAGAGAAAGACAGUAACUUACGUGGGAGAAUAAUACUAGUAAUAUGUGUUUAUGAUCAUAUGUAGGUAACUGUAUCCACUACUGAAACCAUUUGUAAGUGGACAUUUAAUUGUAUAGAGGAGUGGAUGAAAAUAUGACACAAGAAGAUGCAAAAUAAUUAGCUUAAUGACGUUUGUUUUUAUAGGAUAUAUAAUUGUCGUUGUGCCGUAGAGCGAGCCAGCGGCAGCUAAACAAGCAGUCGGAUGAAAACGGAACAUACCGAUCGCUUUCGUUUUUUAUAUUGUGAUAGCGUUUUCGAUAUUAUGAUACCAUUUUUAAAUUUAGCAAACAUAAAAAAUUAUCAGUUUCAGUUAGUUUCCCAACAUUUUUAAUUAUUAUUGUACUCUUUAAUUAUUAAAAUGUAAAAAUAUUUCAUAUCGCGUUUAUUUUCUAUAUUGUAAUUUCGUUUCGACCGUUUUCAUCAUUGCCUGCACGAGGUGACCUGAACCUGCAGGCUGUGCUAUUAUAAAGCCUCGGUGCCUCCGCUGUGUUGUUUGUUCCUGACUCCCUGUCCACUUCACUCAAGCUCGGCCGCAGGCCGCAGCCCACGGUUCCACUCUAGAGGACUCUCCGCCCGCACGACGGCACCACGCGAACCAGUAGUCCAGUACAACGCCACACACUCGUCACCAGGACACCGCCAUGGGCGCGGGCGACAAGCGGGGACACCCUCUCCUGAGGGGAGGAGCCGCGAACAGGGAGCGGUACACCCACGGCUUCUCGGCGUCCCAGAUGACCGCGCUCACCGCCCUCUGCGGCGCGUUGGUGCCGUCCCUGCCGCCGGACCGCCGGAACGGUCACCAGCAGCAGGAGGACGGCGGCCGCGGCGGGGGCAGCGGCGGCAACAAGGACAAGGUCGUGGAGGAGUUCCUCCUCGCCUCGGCCGCCGACCCGCCCGUGCCCGGCGAGGUGGCCGAGCAGAUGUCGCGCAAGUGCCUCCCCGAGGCGCUGGCGCUGGUACGCACGGUGCUGUGGCUGCUGGGCACCCGGCUCGGCUCGCUGGCGCUGUGCGGGGCCCGGUCGUGCCUGUCGUGGCGGUUCCCGUUCGUGCGCCGGUUCGACGAGCUGCCCCUGGAGCAGCGGGAGGCCGCGCUCCGGCGGUGGAGCCGGCAGACCCUGCUCCUGCCGCUGCGCAUGUUCUUCGUCAUUAUCAAGGCCAUCUGCCUCCACGUCUUCUACUCCUGGACCGAUGAGAACUCAAAGAAUCCGCACUGGCGGGCGAUCGGGUACAGCCCGCCGCUGGCCGACGACGAGCCGGCGCCGGCGGAAUCAGAGCGUCCCGAGAAGCGUCCCCUCGACGACGGCGUCGUGGAGACGACCAAGGAGACCGACGCGUCCCUGCCGGCGUUGCUAGCGGCGAAGGGCCUCACGGUGGCCGAUGACUCGGCGCAGAACGUGUGCAGGGUCGAGUGCGACGUCGUCAUCGUCGGUUCCGGGUGCGGCGGGGGCGUGGCGGCAGCGGUGCUCGCGGGGGCGGGGCACAAGGUGGUCGUCAUCGAGAAAGGAAACUACUUCACGGCGCGGGAUUACACGGCUAUCGAGGCGCCGUCGAUGGAGCAGCUCUACGAGGGCGGAGGUGCCGUCAGCACGCUCAGCGGCAGCGCGCUAGUCCUGGCAGGCUCUACGGUUGGCGGCGGUACGGCGGUGAACUGGUCAGCUUGCAUCAAGACCCCUGACGACGUUCGCGAGGAGUGGGCGAGCGACCAGGGGCUCCCGUUGUUCGCCACCGACGAGUACGCCGCCGCCAUGGACAAGGUGUUCGAGCGGCUCGGCGUGACGGCCGGGUGCGCGGAGGAGGGGCUCCAGAACAAGGUCCUCCGCAAGGGGUGCGAGAAGCUCGGGUACAAGGUGGAGUCGGUGUCAAGGAACUCGUCGGAGGGGCACUACUGCGGCAGCUGCGGUUAUGGCUGCCGCAGCGGCGACAAGCGCGGCACGGACCGAACGUGGCUGGUCGACGCGGUGAGCCGCGGCGCGGUGAUCCUUACGGGAUGCAAGGCCGAGAAGCUGCUGCUUGAGCGUACUGGCACUGGCGGCGCGGAGAGCAGGGCGAAGCGAUGCGUCGGCGUGGUGGCGAGGAGCACCAACCCGACGAUCACGAGGACGCUGGAGGUGCGCGCCAGGGUGACCGUCUCGGCGUGCGGGUCGCUCCUGACGCCGGUGCUGCUGCGCGGGAGCGGGCUCAGCAACCGGCACAUCGGCAAGAACCUCCACCUCCACCCGACGGCCCUGGUGUGGGGCUACUUCCCGGACACCAUGCCGGACCUCAAGGGCAAGACGUACGAGGGCGGCAUCAUCACGUCCCUGCACAAGGUGGAAGGCGCUCCGGGCGCGCCGGCCCGCGCCAUCCUCGAAACGCCGGCGAUGGGCCUGGCCGGCGCGGGGACGCUGUUCCCUUGGGUGUCCGGGAGCGAUUUGAAGGAGCGGAUGCUCAGGUACGGCCGCACGGUGCACCUCUUCUCCCUGGUGAGGGACCGCGGUUCCGGCAGCGUGCUCGGAGAGCGGCGGGUCGCGUACCACUUGGACGCCACGGACGCGGAGAACAUGCGCGAGGGCCUGCGCCGCGCGCUGCGCAUCCUCGCCGCGGCGGGCGCGGCGGAGAUCGGCACCCACCGCAGCGACGGGCAGCGGUUCGCGUGCAGGGGCGCCACGGAGGCGGCGCUGGAGGAGUUCCUGGACGGCGUGGACGUGGUGCGCGGGCCCCAGUCGAAGGCCGAGGCGUGGAGCCUGUGCUGCACGGCGCACCAGAUGGGCAGCUGCCGGAUGGGCGUCACGGCCCGGGACGGCGCCGUGGACGCGCGCGGCGAGAGCUGGGAGGUCGAGAGCCUGUACGUGUGCGACGGCAGCGUCCUACCCAGCGCCGUGGGUGUCAACCCCAUGGUCACCAUCCAGUCCGUGGCCUACUGCCUCGCCACGGGCAUCGCCGAGUCGCUCAGGCGUGGCCCGGUUCCCGAAAAGAUCCAGUGAUACCACCCUCGUGUUACACACCGUGGCCUUGUUUAGUUCACAAAAAAUUUGCAAAAUUUUUCGGAUUUCCCGUCACAUUAAA